AUGUCUUUCAGUUCCUCCUCGGGCUCUCUAAGCUAUAACAACAACUUCACAAGUGAUUACACGCAUCAACUCCCCGCGCAACAAAUGCAGUACUCCUCCGAGCAAGCCUCUUCUAGGUCCAACUCUCUUUACAUGGGCGACCUGGACCCCAGUUGGGACGAGAACGCAAUUCGUAAAAUUUGGGCAACUCUGGGAGAACCCAACGUUCAAAUCAAAUUGAUCAGAACUGCUGGUUCUUUCGGAAGCAACUCAGGCUACUGCUUUGUAGAAUUUCCAUCUCAUUCCAACGCCUCCAAUGCACUUCUGAAAAACGGACUUCUGAUUCCAAACACUAGAAAUAAGCUUUUGAAAUUGAACUGGGCCACUUUCGCUGCUACUCCUGGUAAGGAGCAUUCGAUAUUUGUGGGAGACUUAGCCCCGAACGUAACUGAAGCACAACUCUUCGAGCUCUUCAUUUCAAGAUACGCCUCGACGCUGAAUGCAAAGAUCGUUUUCGAUCAGAUGACAGGUGUGUCCAAAGGCUACGGGUUUGUUAAAUUCGGUCAAGAAUCGGAGCAACAAAGGGCCCUCUCGGAGAUGCAGGGCGUUUUUUUGAACGGAAGAGCUAUUCGCGUGAGUACAACGUCCAAAAACAGGGGCAAGUUCUCAUCGCAGCUGCAACCCCAACAGCUCAACUCGCCACAACAACUGCAACAAAACUACGGCCAACAUUUUCAAGUUUCUCCCUCCACAAACAAUCAAUCCAUGGCUGCUCAGUCUCAGUUCAUAUACCCGGUUCAGCAGCAGCCCCCUCUUACUCAAUAUACAGAUCCCAACAACACAACUGUUUUCAUUGGUGGGUUGUCGGCGCUUGUGACAGAGGAAGAACUUCGCGCUUAUUUUCAGCCCUUUGGCUCAAUCGUAUACGUUAAGAUUCCUAUUGGUAAAGGCUGUGGGUUCGUUCAGUACGUGGAUAGACUUUCUGCUGAGACCGCUAUCUCAAAAAUGCAAGGGUUUCCCAUUGGGAAUUCGAGAAUAAGACUGUCAUGGGGCAGGAGCGCCAAACAGGCUGUGAUGAUGCAACAGGCUCUAGCUUCUCAGCAUUCUAAUCAGCAACAACAGUCGCAACAGUCGCAACAGUCUCAGCAGUCUCAGUCACAGCAGUUUCCGUUACCUCAAUCAAACUUCCCCUACGAGGGCCAACCAGCGAUGCCAACAGCUUAUGGUUACUUAAGUACAUGGGACUCUUUGAGUGGUAGCUACAUGCCUUUUUCUCAGACUUCAAUGAAUUUGACCACCGACUCUGGCACUAAUUCCUCAACCUCGCUUCUCGGUGGUUUGAGUAAUCUGAGGUAUUAUGGGGGACCAGUUGAAUCGUCCGCGCUUAACAGCGCCUUCAGCUAUUCUCCCAUGAACCCUAACUCACACUCAGUCACUAUGGACAAUUCGCGUGGAGCUGAACAGUCACCCGACCCCUCAGCUUUUGACAUUUCCUCACAUCCUCAGUUUCUAGUGCAGGGUAAUGACGUGUACGUUAAGGCCAAAUCUGAGACCAUUGACAGGUUAGAAAAGGGAAGCAAUGGUUUCAUCUUUGCCUAA
Molecule: messenger RNA, 1578 nt
Organism: Lachancea meyersii CBS 8951
Lineage: Eukaryota; Fungi; Ascomycota; Saccharomycetes; Saccharomycetales; Saccharomycetaceae
Source: the annotation of a GenBank genome assembly